Molecule: messenger RNA, 1848 nt
Organism: Argiope bruennichi
Lineage: Eukaryota; Metazoa; Arthropoda; Arachnida; Araneae; Araneidae
Product: innexin inx2-like
Exons: 2
Coding region: 214-1422 (402 amino acids)
Biological process (GO): phototransduction
Cellular component (GO): plasma membrane; gap junction
Molecular function (GO): gap junction channel activity
Source: RefSeq, a predicted model, not a curated record
GUGGAAGCUCCUUUUUUUCCUGCUCUCUAGCUAGUGUGUUUCAAUCUUUGGCGAGCGGAAGCUUUUUUUGUUAAUGGCAGCCAAAACAUCGGAAUCCUUGAACCAUGUUGUCCCAUUAAACAGGACACCAUUAAUAGUAAUGGCGGGUUAAAAAUUAAUGGAGCUUGGAGUGAUAUUUGUCAUAGGAUUCAGUCAUAGGACUUAUCAGUCAAGAUGUUUGAGAUUUUUAACGAUCUUAAGGACUUUAUCAAAACCGAUGCUAUCAAAAACGACAACAAUAUCUUUAAGCUUCACUACAGGUUCACGGUUUUGAUUCUGGUGUCGUUUAGUAUUCUUGUCAGCUGUCGCCAAUACCUUGGAGAUCCUAUCGACUGCAUCCAGAAUGAUGAUAUUCCAGAGAAUGUCUUAGAAACUUACUGCUGGGUUCAUUCCACUUUUACUUUGCCAGAUGCUUAUACCAAAAAGGUGGGAAUAGAGGUACCCCAUCCUGGAAUAGAUAAGUACACUCCAGGCGAAAAUAGGAAAUACCAUGCUUACUAUCAGUGGGUGUGCUUUGUUCUUUUUCUGCAGUCCAUAUUGUUCUAUUUACCACGUUACGUCUGGAAAUUCAUCGAUAGUGGCAAAAUCAAAACUUUGGUUAUGGGCCUCAACUGCUGCGUCCUCAAACCAGAAGACAGAUCCUCUUGCAGAAUUCUUCUUGUGGAAUAUCUCAAGACCCAUAUCGACAGCCAUAACGAUUACCUAAUAAAAUUCACUCUUUUGGAAAUAUACAACUUGCUAAAUGUCAUCGGUCAAAUUUACUUAAUGGAUGCUUUAUUUGGUUACCAGUUUACUACGUAUGGAAUAGAUGUCAUCAGGUUUAGCGGAAUGGAUCAAGAGAAUCGAGUUGACCCCAUGAUCCAAGUGUUUCCAAGAAUGACAAAGUGUACAUUUCACCGUUUUGGAUCAUCUGGAGAUAUACAGAGACACGACGCCUUGUGCAUUCUGCCCAUCAAUAUUUUAAAUGAAAAGAUCUACGUUUUCAUGUGGUUUUGGUUUGUGAUGCUGGCUGCUUUAUCUGUGGCCAUUUUGAUAUUUAGAUUUAUUACGAUUGCUUGGCCUGCUGCACGUUCUUAUUUGCUUGUGAAUAAUUGCGGAUUGGACAAAAAAGAUUGGCAUGUUGUGAAGAAGCACAUCAAAGUUGGAGAUUGGUAUAUUCUUUACUUGCUAAGCAAAAAUAUUGAUUAUGUUUUCUUCAAUGAGAUAAUUCACGAUUUAGCUGUAGAACUGAAAGAAGAAGUGAAGGCAGAAGAAGCUAAACGUAAAUCAAGUUACCUCGAAGCUCUAUCGUUAGAACCAGAAUGGGAUCCAUAUGAUGUUUUUGUGAAUUUGACCUCUACAGAAUUCCAAGAAUUGUAUGCAUCUGAUGAGGAUGAUAUCUGAAAUUUUUUUAAAAAUUGUUAUUGUUGAUAAAAAAAUAUCAAUAAUAUGGAACAAACUGAAAAUCAAACAUAAAUCGAACUGAACUCGAACGUAAAGCAAAAUGAACUCAAAUUCGAAUUCUUAACGGAUGAAAAAGCUGCUUAGCUUUUCUCUUGAAUGCAUAUAAUGAACUGAUUGACUAGUGUGCGAUAGCAAUGAGAAAAAAGUGUUUGGUUUAAGAAUUCGGCUAAUUUUUUUUUAAUUCUAAAGGACCCAAUGAUAACAGCAUAUGUUUAUGCUAAUCAUAUAUCAAACAAAAUAAAUAUACAUAUUUCAUUUUAAUAUCCAAUGAAGAUGAACUCUUGGGUAAAUUUUGUUGUGAAAAUCAUUUCUAUUAUUUUCUUUUUUCACUUCUGCUUGAGUUUUCUGUCCGUUGCUCAAGUUUUG